Messenger RNA from Anopheles coustani, 1888 nucleotides. RefSeq lists its product as uncharacterized. Lineage: Eukaryota; Metazoa; Arthropoda; Insecta; Diptera; Culicidae. Bases 171 to 1835 code for a protein of 554 amino acids. The transcript is spliced from 7 exons. The record is from RefSeq and is a predicted model, not a curated record. Gene Ontology annotation, molecular function: DNA binding.
CGCUUGCAGCUUGUUCCAUUUUGAAAGAAUCAUAGGUUUUAGCUUGGACACCGUAAAGAGCGGACAUAGUUCAGUGAAAUUGAAAAUAACUCGAUGAGUUAGUGCCCGAAAGAAUAUCACUAGAACAUCAAGUGGAACUUUGCAACUCCUUCAGAGAUUAGACACCAGCAAUGCAGAAGGGAACGAAAAUUUACAGUCAAAUAUGGAACCACUUCCAAAUGUUGCCAUGCAAAACCAGAGCCCGCUGCUUUCAUUGUCAGAAAACUAUCACUUGCUUCCGGCACGGAACGUCCAACUGCAAAAGGCAUCUGGCGAGAAAGCACCCCAACUUCUAUAACGGAAAGGAAUACAUCAAAUUUAAUCCGCUCGAUGAAGAAACCCUCGACGAUGGGGACGACGACGGCGGCAAUUACGAGCCUUCGAUAAACGAUGAGACGUCUCAAAACGAAGAGGAAUAUACCAUCACGGAAAUGCAGUUUGUUGAUUGUCCGGAGUCGAAAAAAGAUGCCCUCGAAAAAGCCGGAUUGAGCAAACAAUCUAACGAAAUGACGCGGGCGGUUAAGCGCGCCCACGAUCAAGGCGCUAAGGAAGAGCUCGACGACUCUCGGGAAUCCAAAGCGGAACAAAUUUCCAUGUCUGUUUUUAAAGAAAUUAGGAAGCACUUCAGUAAAGUGUCGCGGUGCAAAACCCGAGUCCGUUGUAACUAUUGUACGGUGUACAUAGAUGUCUCGAAGGACAUGGCUACCGUUUGCAAAAAGCAUCUGUACAGAGCGCACCCAUCCGUUUACAAUGGAAAAAACUUUGGAGAGUACCAUCCCGACGAAAAACAAAUGAUACGGGAACGGAAGGCAAAAAAGAGACAAAUCCAAAAAAUGGCUCGGGACCUCAGGUUGACAUCCGACGAAACCUGGAAACAUUUCUUAAAAUUAGACGGAGCCUGUAGAGCUCGUUGCAACUACUGCCACAACGUUAUUUCGUACUCGGAGGGCUCGGCAUCAAACUGCAAGCGGCACUUGUAUAGGAAGCAUGCGCUUAUUUUACUGAAAGAACAAUCCAAAGAUGCCUGCGUAAAUGUUGAGGAUAUUCUGUACGAGGAAGAUCUGGAUGCCGGCGCUUUCGUUUCGUCAUUUAACCCUUCGCUUCCCUCCACUGACGAUGACUCGAACGUUAAGGAAGUUCAAUUCGUUAAAAAUCCAUACCUCUCGGAGCCAAUUCGAAUUGAAAUACAAGGCACGAUUUCUCCAAACGACGGACAGGGUGACCACGAUGGAAACGAAAACGGGGUCGAUUAUCAAGAACUUUCGGGUGGCGGUACCCUUGAAGUGAUCGAACAGAUUAUACCAGAUGAUCCGUAUCUAUCGGAUGACGGGAACUCUAGAGCCGACACGGACAGCAAUGUGCAACUUGUUGAAUAUUAUUCAUUGCAAGAGCCAGGGGAAGAGGUACUUGAACUAGCAAGAUCUGUGAAAAACAGUUCAUGCCGAGAGAUCAAGGGAGAGUUGGUUUCGUACCAAAAAGGAUCCAAGGUUCCGGUGACAAAGAAUGUGGCCGGUGGAAAUAAUCAACGAAGCUCGUUGCAAAACAAUUCCCGAUCAAGUAUGGACGGUAUGAAGGCAUUCUGCAAUGAAAGCAAAGUAGGCGUACGAUCGACGGUGUUUGCCACCAACAUUGCGCUGGAACUGGAAAGCAUGAACCCCCGACAGAAGAUUAUUGCCGAAAAGUUGAUAUCGGACGUGCUGUACCAUGCCAAGCUCGGUGCCCUCACUGAGCACGCAAUGGUGGUAGGCAGAUCAGCCGUAUUUGACUACGACCAUGGGUUCGACAGACAGUUCUGAUGUAAAUAGUUAGAGAUUGUUUUUAACCUUAUACCAUGAUGCAGAUGACUUGU